CAAAUUGUUGUAAAUAAGACAAAAGAUUAGAGUUGACAUGUCGAAUGAUCAUGCAAAAGAGGAAUGUUUUGCCUUUGUGCCAGUGGCGGAAGUGGGAUUGUAAUAGGUUAAAGUGGCUGGAGCAGCAGAGGAGGGGCUGAGUGUCGCUGAAAGGAGAAGCGCUUCACUCAGAGAAAGCAGAACAACACACCCGAGCCCUACACUUCACUUCCAUCCAUGCUCGUCUUCUUCCCUUCUCUCCGCUCGCAUUUCUUCCUUUCUUUCAGUUCAUUUAUUUGUUCCACAAAACUCGGCAGCAGGGCGUUAUUUUUCCGCUCGUGGAGAAGAGAUGCUCGGGCUCGGACUGUAGCGGCACCAAAGCGCUGUUUAGUUCCGCACCGGGCGAGGAAUGCCAUCUGAGCCUCAAUGUUUCACUGGGCCAAGUGGAAGAAGAGGAUGGGCGCGAAUAGCUCCUCUAAGAGACCGGUCUUCGACGAGAAAGAGGACGUGAAUUUUGAUCACUUCCAGAUUCUCAGAGCCAUUGGAAAAGGCAGCUUUGGGAAGGUGUGUAUUGUGCAGAAGCGGGACACAGAGAAGAUGUACGCCAUGAAGUACAUGAACAAGCAGCAAUGCAUAGAGCGAGAUGAGGUCCGAAACGUCUUUAGAGAGCUAGAGAUCCUACAGGACAUUGAACAUGUUUUUUUAGUCAACCUCUGGUAUUCCUUCCAGGAUGAGGAGGACAUGUUCAUGGUAGUAGACCUGUUACUGGGAGGAGAUUUGAGGUAUCACUUGCAGCAAAAUGUCCAGUUCACAGAGGAUGCGGUUAAGCUCUAUCUGUGUGAGAUGACCCUGGCACUGGACUACCUGCAGAGCCAGCACAUCAUACACAGGGAUAUUAAACCAGACAAUAUUCUUCUGGAUGAACAAGGUCAUGCCCAUCUGACUGACUUCAAUAUUGCUACAAUUAUCAAAGACGGAGAAAGAGCAACGGCUUUAGCUGGAACCAAGCCAUAUAUGGCUCCUGAGAUUUUCCAGUCGUUUGUAAGUGGUGGCACUGGCUAUGCGUUUGAAGUGGACUGGUGGUCAUUAGGGGUCACCAUAUUUGAGGUCCUGCGAGGAUGGAGGCCAUAUGACAUCCAUGCCAACAACUCAGUGGAGUCUCUAAUGCAGCUCUUCAGCACAGUCAGCGUGCAGUACUGUAACUCCUGGCACAAAGACCUCAUCUCCCUGCUGCGUAAGCUAUUGACAGUAAAUCCAGAGCAUCGAUUCUGCAGCCUUGCCCACAUGCAAACAGCCCCCUACCUCUCAGAUGUAAACUGGGAUGCUGUCUACGAGAAGAAGAUGGAGGCUGGAUUUGUUCCAAAUAAAGGGCGCCUGCAUUGUGACCCCACCUUUGAGCUGGAAGAGAUGAUUUUAGAAUCUCGUCCGCUACAUAAGAAGAAAAAGCGUCUGGCCAAGAACAGAUCAAGAGACAACAGCAAGGAUUCCCAAUCUGAGAAUGACUAUCUACAGGAGUGCCUUGAAGUCGUGCAGCAAGAGUUUGUGAUCUUCAACCGAGAAAAGCUGAAGAGGAGACAGGAGGAAGGCUGCAUGGUGGGAGAAGGAGAGGGGGCAGAGGGAGAAGUUGAAGGAGAAGGCGACCCUGACCGAGAGGGAGAAGAGGCAGAGGGUGGGACAGAGGAUGAAGAAACCGAGCCCGAACCCGAGACCUCCAAACUGAGCAUGUGCGGCUCGGUGUGCUCAUCUCCAGGCAGCUCAUAGAUCUACAGGCACAGCACCUCCUGCUGGUCUCUUAGGUGUCACUGCGCUCACCAUGCCUAUAAAGCCCUAACUGCACCUGGCACAAAAAAUGUGCACCCCAUUAGGGCUCCAAAAACAUCUUCUCUUUCUCCAUCCCAGUUUCAUUCAUCUCAGCACGGUUGGGCUCUGCCCAUACGAGCAUUACGACAUGGCCUCCAUUUUCUCUUUCUCUACAUGACCUCUAGAGUAAGCUCAAUCUUCUAUGCAACAUUAUCUGUACAGCAUGAUGUAAAGUAGACAUUUUAGAACUAACAAGCCGCACCAAGAACGCAUGAAGACAACACAGAGCAGUAGGACUCUGCCGUAAGAAUGUUACCAUGACAAGGGCGGCCAAAUGAGAAUGCCGUUUCUGUAUUAAUUAUGAAUAGGUAAAAACACUCUGAACUUUAGACUUGCUAUGUUUGCUCUUUCAGCUGCUCCCUCUGAAAGUGGCCUGCUAUUUACUAGUCAUUAAGCAUUCAGUUCAUUUCUAUAGAUCUAAUUCCCAGAUAGCAAGUGAGUGAUGAUCCAGUGCCCACCCACACACAUACCUCUUUCAUCCAGCACACAUUCAAACACAAUGACACCGUACAGUAUCUCAGGCAUGAUAUAGCGCAUUUGGGCCACUUUUGGUCCAAAACUGAAACACUGCACAAGCUUUAGAUCUAGUUUAUUGCAGUGGGUUUUUUCCCAUUCAGACAAAUGCCAGGAAAACCUUAAAAGUGGCUGUUUACAAACCCACUUUUGGAUUACAACACACUUCCCAUUGUCAUAUCUGACUCUAAUGUGCCUAAACCCAACAUUUGGCCUGGAAUCAUCUGCUAUCUGGGAUUAAUUGCUUGGCAACUAAAUAAAAAAGAGCCAGAUUUAAAAUUGUCACUCUUACAGAAAUGACUUGAGUGACCAUGGGACUACAACUGUCAUGUUCUUGAAUGUCUGGGGAAAAAAAAUGUUCAUGGUAUGUCAAGUAAAUACAUUGAAAAAAAAUCUAACUUCAGAGACUUCCUUAACCUUAUGUCAGAAGUUGUUAAGGUGUUAAUGUUAAUGGCUUGGUUAUUUCUGUAUCUCUGUCUUGAUAAACUUGCUGCUUCUGGCCAGCACUCAGUUCAGUGA
This is a messenger RNA of Silurus meridionalis, 2871 nucleotides long. Its product is annotated as serine/threonine-protein kinase 32C-like. Bases 406 to 1740 code for a protein of 444 amino acids. Gene Ontology annotation, molecular function: ATP binding; G protein-coupled receptor kinase activity; G protein-coupled receptor binding. The transcript has 12 exons. NCBI's taxonomy places the organism in Eukaryota, Metazoa, Chordata, Actinopteri, Siluriformes, Siluridae. The record is from RefSeq and is a predicted model, not a curated record. Gene Ontology annotation, biological process: regulation of signal transduction; protein phosphorylation; G protein-coupled receptor signaling pathway.